Drosophila busckii is the source of this 1867-nucleotide messenger RNA. RefSeq lists its product as uncharacterized. The transcript has 5 exons. Bases 120 to 1376 code for a protein of 418 amino acids. The record is from RefSeq and is a predicted model, not a curated record. Lineage: Eukaryota; Metazoa; Arthropoda; Insecta; Diptera; Drosophilidae.
CUAAAGUCUCAUUCAAAGAGUGAACGUUGACCGGGGUGCAUUUCAUCAAGCUAACACUUUAUCAAUUAUAAUUUUCCUCAACCAAAGUAUUUUUUAUCAAUUAAAAUUGAAGAUCAACAAUGUCGGAGCAAUCUGCAACAAAUGGACAUGUCGAUACGAAGGCAUCUAAUUUGCCGCCUUGGCUGCCAAGAAUCACGAUGGAAAACGCCGUACGAUCCCAAAUUGGAGAUUUUGAAAAAAUUGUUGCUGUGACGUCUCAUUGUUCUAGUGCAGGUGAUAAUUAUUCCACGUCAAUGGUGCGUCUUCAGGUAGAGGUUGAGCAGUUAGAUCAUAUAAAAAAAAGCGUAUCGUUUGUGUUGAAGGCUCAGCAUUGCAAUGAAAUGAUGGCUGCCAUUCUGAGCAAGCUCGAGCUUUUCCAUAAGGAGGAGCAAAUGUAUCAUUGCAUCCUGCCCAAGUUUGAGCAGCUCUAUUCUGAUGUUGGCAAACCCAUACAGUUUGCACCGAAAGCCUAUAAAAUUGAUAGAGAUUUAGGUGUCGAUUACAUACUCCUCGAAGAUCUGCUCACAAAAGGCUUUAAGAACUCAAAUCGUUUGAUGGGUCUCGACUUCGACCAUUUGCAACAAGUGUUGCAGAAAUUGGCUGCCUUUCAUGCAGCCUCCGCAUGCUAUGUGGAGCAUUAUGGGAUGUUCAGCGAACAUUUUACUGUUGGCGUCUUCAGUGAAAGUAAUCGUCAGCUACUACAGGAAUUCAACGCAUGUGGGGCAUUUCUAACACAGCUAAAAAAAUGGAAGAGCGUACAAAAGAUCUAUGAGAAGCUGGCUAAAAGCGACGACGUUUUGGUUGAUCGUCUUCUACAGGAUCAACAGGUUUCCAUGAAGGAGUUCAAUGUGCUUAAUCAUGGAGACUGUUGGAACUCAAAUUUGAUGUUUCUAUAUGACGCCUUUGGGAAGAUUAAGGAGACAUUAUUUGUUGACUUUCAGGUUGGCAAAUAUGGCUCUCCGGCAAAUGACUUAUACUAUUUGAUUCUGUCGUCGGCAGCCCCAGAUAUUAGAAUAGCAAAGUUUGAUUAUCUGGUGCGCUACUAUUUUGAUCACUUGAUUGAGAAUUUAAAGCUUUUACAAUAUCAUCGGCCUUUGCCAAAGUUGAGAAGCCUUCAUGCAUCGCUAUUCCGUAACGGACUGGCUGCAUUUAUGGUUGUCUCCAAAGUCCUACCAGUUGUAAUGCUGGACAAGCCUGAAAAUGGGGCUAACGCGGAGCUUUACCAGAAUGAUGACGCCAAAAUAAAGGCCGCCAUGUACACCAAUCCAAAAUAUGUGCAGGCUAUGACCGAAAUACUCCCUUGGAUGGACAAUCGUGGUCUUCUAGAUUGGCAAUAGUUAAAUUAUCUUAAAGUACAGUAUUGAAGAAAUCAUGAAGUAAACACAAGAUUUUUUGUGCCUCACAAACUAUACGCGAAAGCAAAAUAUAGGAUGUAGUCAACGUUUUAUAUACUUAUAAGUUUUUAUAAUAAUUAUAAUAGAUUAUCAUGAAGUUGUGCAAAUGUAGACAAACUCGGUGACUGUAAUGGCCAAAGCAACGGAACUUGGUACUCGUAUGUACUUGAUGUGAAAUAAAUCUUUGAUGCCUCUUUGGUUAUAGAUAACUUUAUAUCAGUUAAAGCAUCCUUUCAACUUAAAACAAGUGACCGCAUUAAAGUUGGGCGCAAUCAACUUUUAUAUACGCUUUGACUAGAUCAUCGCAGCAAAUACACGCAUGCACUCACAAUCAUAGGCACACAAAGCAGCUAACGCGUCACAACUCGUUUUCGCUUUAGCGUCAGCUGCGCGUCAGCAAGUACACCCCGCUGUCUAUAUUGAAAAUUAAUUAA